GUCCCGCGUGACGGCGUUAGCAGUGACUCCCCGCGAGCAAGUCACCCCGCAGGCCUGCGAGUCCUUCCAUGGCUCCUUGGUCCGCCAGCAAGUCCGCUUCUGCAAGGACAACCCGGACUUCAUGGACUCCGUCAAGCGCGGCGCCAUCUGGGCCAUCGACGAGUGCCAGUUCCAGUUCCGGACGCGGCGGUGGAACUGCUCCACGCUCAACGACGAGACGAUCAAAGAGUACAAGAAGAGGAUGAAGCCCAAGAACACGCCAGAGACGGUGAUGGUGAGCAACAAGACGGAGCGCGCGGUUCCGGUGACCAGCCCGCCCGAGGCCCUGCAGUCCGUCAUGCCCAACUCGGCGUCGGCGAGAGACUCCUCCCCCCUCCCGAGGACCUCCGCCAGGCGACGCAGAGGCAAGAAGCGCAAAAAAUCCAAAGGCAAGCGCAAGACCGGGGUCGUCGGCCUGUACCCCAUUGUACCCCAAGGUACCCGCGAGGCGGCCUUCGUCCACGCCAUCUCGUCCGCGGGGGUCGCGCACGCCAUCACCCGCCGCUGCUCCUCCGGGGAGCUCGACGUGUGCGGUUGCGACCGGUCCGUGCGAGGCGUCACCCCGCACGGCUUCCAGUGGUCCGGCUGCUCCGACAACAUCGCCUACGGCGUCUCGCUCUCCAAGAGGUUCGUGGACGCGCGCGACCGGAAGUUGGUGCAGCGGAACAAGGCCCGGGGCAAGAAAGUGAGCAGUCGAGCCCUCAUGAAUCUGCAUAACAAUGAGGCUGGCCGUAAGCUGAUCGAGGAGAACAUGCGCGUCGAGUGCAAGUGCCACGGUGUGUCCGGGUCGUGCGAGUUGAAGACGUGCUGGAAAGCCAUGCCAACGUUCCGCGAGAUCGGAGAAAUCCUGAAGGAGAAGUUCGACGGCGCGACGGAGGUACGCCUGAAGGAGGUGACCGGGAGGGCCGAGCUGGAGCCCAACAAGCAGUACUUCAAGAAGCCCACGGAGAUGGACCUGGUGUACGUGUCCUCGUCGCCGGAGUACUGUGACUAUGACCUCAACAGCGGCUCGCUCGGCACACACGGCCGCAAGUGCAACAAGACGUCGCGAGGCCUGGACGGGUGUGACCUGCUGUGCUGCAACAGAGGCUACGUCGCAUCACAGGAGCGGGUGAAGGAGCGCUGUUCUUGCAAGUUCCACUGGUGCUGCUAUGUCAAGUGCAGAACCUGUAUACGUGAUGUGACAGUCCACACCUGCAACUAGCGAUGAGAGACUGCCAGUAUUUAUGAGGUUUCACAUGUUAAGGAAGGAUUGGAUUCGUGUCACUCUUACCUGAACAUAGCAUAAGUUCUUGUAUUUAUGGGGAUAUUUGAUGGUUUAACAUAAUGAAGUGAUUCGUGUCAAUUGUAAUUAGGACUCAAUUUUGUUUUGAAUGGAAUGGAAUUCAGAUGCGAGUCAGUUUCCAAAGUGAACAGAUAAAUUACAAAAAAAAAGUAUAAUACAAAAGUUGGACUUUAAAUGUUGUUAACAAAGUUGCUUAUUUUUUUCACUUGCGGAAGUUUCGGUAGGAAUUCUCUGUGUUGGUACGUGAAGAUCUUGUAAACGUUUCAGAAAUCAUAUUACUAUUUUAACUCUGAGCCAUUUAAGCCAUUUUGAUUCAUUACCCAUAUUGUAAAUAAAACCUAUAGUAUUAGAGAUGUAGUAUAGUUUAUAAACCCUUUAGUAUGAAAAAUGUGUAGACGGUGUAGGAUCAUUGAAAGAUCAAAUUUUGUACAGAUGUCUUCUGCUGAUUUUUAAUCUAACUGAGUCUGGUUAUGAUUAUUUUAUAAGAGUAACGGUCUGCUAUGAAACGAUAGUAUAUAGUGAGUAGUCCCUUCAGCUCCUCGUGUCUGUCUGUUUGUCUAUCUGUGUGUGUGUCUCGUCGGUUCUUUUGAUUGGCCAAAAUGCCUCCAGAGAUUCUUAUAAUUAUCGCUAACCUGAUGUAUAUAGCUCCUAUAUAGCAGUUAAGUUAAACUACUCCAUUCUGAGGACGUUUCAGCGAGAUCUAAGAUGCCCAGUUGCUCCUCGGCGACAAAAAAGGAGAAAGCUGAACGACUUUUCUAUUCGUGUCUUUUUCCUCGCGUUUUCUUCUCCUUCUUUCUUCAUCUUUUACAAACGAAUAAUUAUUUUGGUCUACAGAUAUGACCUUCGAGUUGGCAACGUGCAAAAUAAACGAAAACAAUAACAAUCUGUUCACUUUCUCUACAAUCUUUCCGGGUCCAUCUUGGGUGUCGUUGAUGCCCCGUGUCGGCUACGUGGUAGUAGGUGACCCGAAAAAUAUUUUGAUGUUUACAUAAACAAGAAUGUGUUGUUUGAGGACCAGACAAGUCGCGGAAAUGAGAAGGCGAGUUGGAGAGGUUUUGCAUAAUAAAUCCUCGCAGAGUCGUUGAGUGAGAAAUCUUGUGCAGCGGCCGAGAAGAUGAGGGAACUGGCCUUUCUUGAGAGAGGACUUCAAGAUCUGUUUGCAGAAGUUGUAGAACGCGGAAGACUGCAGUGGCUGGGAAAAUGCUUAUUCAUAACACCGAAUGUUGUCGAUGUUUAGUUUUCCACAUAUUAUCUAUAUAUACUAUCUUGAAAUUUUAAAAUAAAAUCUGAAAAGAUUACAAGCCUACGGGAAAAUUUUUAAAUGAAAAUGCAAUACAAUAACACUGAUCCCACGACUGAAUCAACCGACUUCAUACAGUUGAAAUUCCGCAAUACAAUGGUAAAUAGACCCUAAAAUCUUCUCGGGACGUCCCGUAUCUGUGGAAGUGGGGCUGUACCUGUUAGAUGCUUUUACCUUGAGUGACGGGUGGAAUGGCGUCGAAACCUCAAGCCGAGGAUUCCGAAAACGUCAUUCACAUCCAAGAUAAGGUUGUACCGUACGUGUCAGUGGUUCCAUAAACAUAUAUUAUUGAUUUGUAUAAGUACAACAAUAGGAUGUGUGUUUUAAUGUACCAAAUGAAAUAAAAUCCAAGAUUCACAUGUUUCACUUGGAAGCAUUGACACAUAUCUCUAUUCUUUAAAUUCAUUACGUAUCUCAUUUGUCAUCACUGAAGGCCUAUGUAUGCAACAUGCAACCAUCGUCAGACAUAAACUGUAAAAUAGAUUAAAAUUCCUGUAUAA
This is a messenger RNA of Penaeus monodon (black tiger shrimp), 3124 nucleotides long. RefSeq names its product protein Wnt-4-like. Gene Ontology annotation, molecular function: frizzled binding; cytokine activity. Gene Ontology annotation, cellular component: extracellular region. Gene Ontology annotation, biological process: cell fate commitment; neuron differentiation; multicellular organism development. The record is from RefSeq and is a predicted model, not a curated record. Bases 122 to 1243 code for a protein of 373 amino acids. The transcript has 7 exons. NCBI's taxonomy places the organism in Eukaryota, Metazoa, Arthropoda, Malacostraca, Decapoda, Penaeidae.